GGGGCGAAGCUUUGAACUUUCACAGCGUCUAACCAUCACUGAAAAUCUAGCAGCCAUGUCCUUCCUUAACAACAUUAUGAAGAAUAUGGACAAGGUCCCCUUAGACAAAAUCCAGGGGAUAGUCAAGGAAAAGUUCAAUGUGGACUUGCCCCUUGGUAAUCAGCAGCAGCAGCAGCAGCAGCAGGCGAGUAGUAGCUACGGACAAAACCAAGGGGGUUACCCGCCGCAGCAGGGUGGAUAUGGUGCUCCACAGCAAAAUUACGCUGGUGGAUAUGGUUCUCCACAACAAGGUAACCCCGGUGGAUAUGGUGCUCCCCAACCGAGUGGGUAUCCCCAACAGGCUGGAUACGGACAGCCUGGAGGUUAUUCGGCGCAACAGUCGGGCGGCUACUCUGGCGGACAACCCCCCAGCUACGGGCCUGUUCAGGGAGAGGAGGCUGGUAUUUCGGGAGCUCCUACCAUUGGGUAUCAUCAUGUACCUCAAGGGCAACCUGGUCAUAUUCAGCAGCAGCCUUUGCAAGUUGCAGCAGGUACCCCUCAAGCACAACAAUGGGGUACACAGACGACUGGUGGGAAGCGGCGGGCGCUUUUUAUCGGUAUCAACUACUUUGGACAGAAAGGGGAGCUCAAAGGAUGCAUCAAUGAUGUUCAGAACGUCCACAAGUGGUUGACGAGUAACUAUCCUUUUGCGGAGAUUCUCGUGCUGACGGACGAUCAGCAAGAUCCAUCUCGAAAACCCACACGUGCCAACCUGCUCAAUGCUUGUCGUUGGCUUGUAGAGGGCGUUCAGCCUGGCGACGCUUUCUUUAUACACUAUAGCGGUCAUGGAUCUCAGCAAAAGGAUACGAGUGGGUUAGAGAAGGACGGCUUUGCGGAAACUAUAGUCCCUGUUGAUUACGAGGCAGCUGGACAGAUUACGGACGAUGAAUUGCACGACAUUCUUGUGCGCCCGCUUCCAAAGGGGUCCCGUCUGACGGCUAUCUUCGAUUGUUGUCACAGCGGAUCGAUCCUGGAUCUCCCCUUUACCUACACCGUCGAUGGUUCCUUGGAAGUCAUUGUUCGUGACAACCGAAACGAAGCCAUCAAAGCUGGUAUAAAGGCGGGCCUGGCCUUUUUCAAAAAGGAUAAUGCCACCGCUCUUAGAGAGGCGAAGCAAGUCUUCUCUCUCCUGACCCAAAAGCCGGAUGAUCCGGCGCAACAUGAGCAAAACGUCAAGCAAUAUGGAUCUGAUGCCUUAGUCGUGCAAUUUUCUGGGUGUCGAGAUGAUCAAACCAGCGCGGAUGCAAGCAUCGGUGGCGAAGCGACGGGAGCAAUGAGCUGGGCACUGUUGAAAACUUUGAAUGCACACCAGCAUCAUAUGACCUAUACCGAAGUCCUUCGCGACACCAGACAACUGCUGCAAGGCCAGUACAAACAAAUCCCUCAAAUGUCCACGGGUCACCAAAUGGAUGUCAGCAGUAUGAUGUUCUCCGUCAUUUAAGCGUCAUGCAUUGCCGAUUGUGGCCAUUAGUUGAUAUAUGUAUAAAACCAUAUUUUUUGUACUUCUGCAUAUCUUGGGCGUUACCGCAAAAUUAAAGAGGACAUAAUGCACA
Spizellomyces punctatus DAOM BR117 is the source of this 1592-nucleotide messenger RNA. RefSeq lists its product as uncharacterized. Gene Ontology annotation, biological process: proteolysis. The record is from RefSeq and is a predicted model, not a curated record. Gene Ontology annotation, molecular function: cysteine-type endopeptidase activity. The transcript has 6 exons. The coding region runs from base 56 to 1480 and encodes 474 amino acids. Lineage: Eukaryota; Fungi; Chytridiomycota; Chytridiomycetes; Spizellomycetales; Spizellomycetaceae.